Encephalitozoon hellem ATCC 50504 is the source of this 426-nucleotide messenger RNA. RefSeq lists its product as uncharacterized. The transcript has a single exon. The coding region runs from base 1 to 426 and encodes 141 amino acids. The record is from RefSeq and is a predicted model, not a curated record. Lineage: Eukaryota; Fungi; Microsporidia; Unikaryonidae.
AUGUUCGAAAGUACAGAUGAUAUAAGGUUAUCUGAUAUAUUGUUUGGGAGCGAUGUGGAUGCACACCACUGUAGCAAGACCUCUAAGAAGAAGGAGGAGGAGAAGAAUAUGUGGAAGAAAAAUGUCAAGCAUUACAAGAUCCUCUCUGUCGACCAAAUAUCUGCACUGGAGGACUUCUUCAUUAGUAAGCAGGUGCCGGUGACAAAAACAAAUAUAAAGCAUGCAUCAAAGGCACUUAAGAUUCCGUACCAGAGAUCUGUAAACUAUCUUUACAAUAAAUACAAGAAGGUUCAGGAUAAUGCCGAAGACUUCUACCACAGAUGCAUUCACGAGUUUAGCUUAAUAAUGCAAAAUGUGGAAAGGUGCUGGGAGCUGUACCUCAAAGGAUGCCAGGCAUACAAUACUUCUCGAGACAGCAAGAAUUAA